AUCAGUUGGUGACAGACCUCCGCCAUUUAUGCACAUCCCUACGGGUUUCCGGAUUUAAAAAUCGAUUUAAAAAUCGUGUAAAUUCGCGUAGUGUUGUGUAGUGAACUUUUAAGUGUUCCUUUUUUAAAAUUUGGUUGGGGUUUUGUUUUUAAUUUCUAGAGUUUUAAGAACUUUUAAAGUCAAUCGCUAAACAGUGUUGUGUUUUUUACUUUAUGACACCGAAAUAAAUAAAAAGACAAAAAAAAAACAAAUAUCUCAACUCAACCAACGCAAUCAGCCGUUCACUAGUGAAGUGAAGUGUUUAUGGUUUUGUAUUGGAUAUUAAUUCGAUUCAUCAAUAUUGCCGGGUUUGUGUGGAACUAUUUCAAGAUGAUGAAGAGAAGAACAUCGAAGCGUUUUGUUCUGGGAGACGCGGACGAAACCCCGCCAAAUUUCGAAAAUGACGAAGCGACAGAGGUGUUGCCAGUUAAUCAUCUACAAAAGUUCCAAAUGACGCUUGAAACGGAUCCUGACGACGUGGAGCCAGAGACAAAAAAUGCUGUAGAAAUUUCUGGAAGGCUUUUAAGACCUCCUAAUGGCGCUGGGACGCUGCAGCCUUCUAUGUCCCAGGGUACCGUAAUCCACAGCCAGCGGUUCCAGGAGAAGGACUUUACUGUUGCCACGCCUGAGGAGUUCGUCCGUAGGUUCCAGGGCACGAAGCCUAUUAAUAAGGUGCUGAUUGCGAACAACGGCAUAGGUGCUGUGAAAUGCAUGCGAUCUAUCAGAAGAUGGUCCUAUGAGAUGUUCAAGAACGAGCGUGCUGUACGCUUCGUCGUUAUGGUGACCCCGGAAGACCUGAAAGCCAACGCGGAGUACAUCAAAAUGGCUGACCACUAUGUACCUGUCCCCGGUGGAUCCAAUAAUAACAAUUAUGCCAAUGUGGAGCUCAUUGUGGAUAUCGCUAUCCGGACUCAAGUGCAGGCCGUAUGGGCUGGUUGGGGACACGCUUCCGAGAACCCCAAGCUACCAGAACUCCUCCACCGCGCGGGGGUUGUGUUUAUAGGACCGCCCGAGAAGGCUAUGUGGGCCCUAGGCGACAAGAUAGCCUCAUCCAUCGUAGCCCAAACCGCUGAUAUACCUACAUUGCCCUGGAGCGGCAGUGAGUUAAAAGCCGAAUACAACACGAAGAAGAUAAAGAUAUCGUCGGAACUGUUCGCCAAAGGGUGUGUGACCACGCCCGAACAAGGGCUGCAAGCUGCUAAUAAGAUUGGGUUCCCCGUGAUGAUCAAGGCCUCGGAGGGCGGCGGCGGCAAAGGAAUCAGGAAGGUGGAGAACCCAGACGAUUUCCACAACAUGUUCAGACAGGUGCAAGCCGAGGUACCUGGGUCCCCGAUAUUCGUGAUGAAGCUAGCUCGAUCUGCUAGACAUUUGGAGGUACAACUCUUGGCUGAUCAGUACGGCAACGCUAUAUCGUUAUUCGGCCGCGAUUGCUCCAUCCAGCGUCGACACCAGAAGAUCAUCGAGGAGGCGCCGGCCGCAGUCGCGAAGCCCGACGUCUUUAUUGAGAUGGAGAAGGCCGCAGUCCGCCUCGCCAAAAUGGUGGGCUACGUGAGCGCAGGGACAGUAGAAUACCUGUACGAACCCGCUUCAGACACUUACUACUUCCUGGAAUUGAACCCGAGACUUCAAGUCGAACAUCCCUGUACUGAGAUGGUGGCUGAUGUUAAUCUACCUGCCGCGCAAUUGCAGAUCGCCAUGGGCCUGCCCCUGUACCACAUCAAGGACAUCCGCCUGCUGUACGGGGAGUCCCCGUGGGGCCUCACUCAGAUCGACUUCGACAGCCCCAAGCAGCGACCCUCGCCCUGGGGACACGUCAUCGCCGCUAGAAUCACCUCCGAGAACCCCGACGAAGGCUUUAAACCCUCGUCUGGUACAGUGCAAGAGUUGAACUUCAGAUCGUCCAAGAACGUGUGGGGUUAUUUCAGUGUGGCGGCCUCGGGCGGUUUGCACGAAUUCGCCGAUUCCCAAUUCGGACACUGCUUCUCUUGGGGGGAGACCAGGGAACAGGCCAGAGAAAACCUUGUAAUAGCUCUCAAAGAGCUAUCAAUCCGUGGAGACUUCAGAACUACUGUGGAGUACCUCAUAACUCUGCUGGAGACUGCUGCCUUCCAAGAGAACAAUAUCGACACCAGUUGGCUCGACGCCCUUAUUGCUGAGAGGAUGCAAUCGGAGAAGCCUGACAUAAUGCUUGGCGUUAUCUGUGGUUCUAUACUCAUCGCGGACAAUAUCAUCACAGCACAUUUCCAGGAAUUCAAGAGUGCUUUGGAGAAGGGUCAAAUCCAGGGCUCCAGCCAGCUGUCAAACUGCGUGGACGUGGAGCUGAUACACAGCGGACAUAAAUACAAGAUCACCGCGACCAAAUCCGGUCCGACUUCGUAUUUUCUGGCCAUGAACGGGAGUUUUAAGGAGAUGGAGGUUCAUAAAUUGAGCGAUGGAGGCAUCCUACUCUCAAUCGACGGCGCCUCGUACACGACCUACUUAAAGGACGAAGUGGACAAAUAUCGGAUCGUGAUCGGAAACCAAACGGUUGUCUUCGAAAAGGAGAAGGACCCUUCGAAACUUAGGGCGCCAUCUGCCGGCAAGUUGAUCAACACUCUGAUUGAAGACGGCGGUCACGUGGACAAGGGACAACCGUACGCUGAAAUUGAGGUGAUGAAAAUGGUGAUGACUUUGUCCGCCCCGGAGUCUGGAAAAGUGACGUGGAAUCUCAGGCCUGGCGCAGUGUUGGACAUGGGCUCGCUUAUUGGAACAUUGGAACUGGACGAUCCAUCGUUGGUGACCACCGCCCAACCUUACAAGGGCCAGUUCCCACUAGAGGACAAUUCGCCCGUUUCGGAAAAACUGAAUCACGCGCACAACAAAUACAGAGCUAUAUUGGAGAACACUCUAGCUGGAUACUGCCUACCAGAGCCGUACAACACACCUAGACUCCGAGAAAUCGUUGAGAAAUUCAUGUUGAGUCUAAGAGAUCCGUCGCUGCCACUACUUGAAUUGCAGGAGGUACUAUCAUCAACCUCUGGUCGCAUCCCCAUAGCAGUGGAGAAGAAGGUGCGGAAAUUAAUGGCUUUGUAUGAGAGGAAUAUCACCAGCGUGCUGGCCCAGUUCCCGAGCCAGCAGAUCGCCAGCGUCAUCGAUCAUCACGCAGCGUCGCUAGCGAAACGUGCUGACAGAGAUGUGUUCUUCAUGAGUACACAAGCUUUGGUAGUGCUCGUACAGAGAUAUAGGAACGGCAUCCGUGGUAGAAUGAAGGCGGCGGUGCACGAUCUCCUCAAACAGUACUACCAGGUGGAAUGUAAUUUCCAACUCGGAUCGUACGACAAGUGUGUAGUGACUCUAAGAGAUCGCUAUAAGGACGAUAUGCAACCUGUUGCCAACAUCAUUUUCUCCCACAACCAGGUCGCUAAGAAGAAUCUAUUGGUGACGCUACUGAUCGACCAUCUAUGGUCAAACGAACCCGGCUUGACGGACGAGUUGGCGGCCACCCUCAAUGAGCUGACGUCUCUCCAUAGAGCAGAACAUAGCAGAGUCGCUUUGAGAGCGAGACAGGUCCUCAUCGCAGCUCACCAACCGGCGUACGAGCUGCGCCACAACCAAAUGGAGUCCAUAUUCCUGUCAGCUGUCGACAUGUAUGGACACGACUUCCACCCUGAGAACCUUCAGAAGUUGAUCCUGUCUGAGACUUCUAUAUUCGACAUUCUACACGAUUUCUUCUACCACACCAAUGCUGCGGUAUGCAAUGCGGCCUUAGAAGUGUACGUGCGUCGCGCCUACACGUCGUACGACAUCACAUGCCUGCAGCACCUGGCUUUGUCCGGAGAAUUGGGCGUGGUGCACUUCCAGUUCGUGCUGCCCACUGGACAUCCCAAUAGAAUCCCGAUCAGCCAAUCAGAGAUCGAGUUGUCCGCGGCGCAAGACCAAGAGGGCAUCCCAGCCGAGCUGUGCACGGCCGCGAUGAGGAAAUGCCACCACAGGACGGGGGCGCUCGCUGCGUUCGAUUCGUUCGAUCAGUUCGUGCAGUACGCCGACGAGCUGUUGGAUCUCGUCCAUGAUUUUGCUAGCUCCGCCAAUGUCAGGAGAGAGGACCUGCAAGCGCUGCAGGACGGCAGUGAGAGCCGCGACAGCACUAGCAUCAACGUCGGUGCUGAUUACAAGGCUGCUGACGUCGAUGACGUGCCAUUGGAACCGAUCCACAUUCUGAUGAUCAGUAUUCGCGACAACGGCGAAUGUGACGACGGCCAGGUCGCGCGCAGGUUCGGCAACUUCUGCCGCGCGCACAGACACGAAUUGCAACAGAAGAGAAUAAGGAGGAUUACCUUUAUGUCUCUUAUCAAGCGCCAAUUCCCCAAAUUCUUCACGUACCGCGCGCGCAACGAUUUCACAGAAGACACGAUUUACCGCCAUCUUGAGCCGGCGUCGGCUUUCCAACUGGAACUGUACAGGAUGAGGAGCUACGAGCUGGAGGCGCUGCCUACAAGCAACCAGAAGAUGCACUUGUAUCUCGGCAAAGCCAAGGUGAAGAAGGGACAAGAGGUGACAGACUAUCGCUUCUUCAUCCGCUCCAUCAUCAGACAUCAGGAUCUCAUCACGAAAGAGGCUUCGUUUGAAUAUCUACAGAAUGAGGGAGAAAGGGUGCUGCUAGAAGCCAUGGAUGAAUUGGAGGUGGCCUUCUCCCACCCCCUGGCCAAGAGGACUGACUGUAACCAUAUCUUCCUCAACUUCGGACCCACAGUUAUCAUGGAUCCUGCUAAGAUAGAAGAGUCGGUGUUAGGAAUGGUGAUGCGUUACGGGCCCAGACUGUGGAAACUCAGGGUCCUGCAGGCGGAGAUCAGAUUUACACUUAGGAUCGGGCCCGGGGCGCCGACGAAAAACGUCCGUCUGUGUCUGUCGAACGGUUCUGGCUAUUCAUUGGACGUGUACACUUAUGAGGAAGUGUCGGACCCUAGGACUGGAGUGAUAAUGUUCCACUCGUUCGGGUCCCGUCAGGGCCCCAUGCAUGGCCUGCCCAUUUCAACGCCAUACGUCACGAAGGAUUACCUGCAACAGAAGAGGUUUUUGGCAACAUCGCAAGGAACGACAUAUGUGUACGACAUCCCGGACAUGUUUAGACAGACUGUUGAAAAGAGAUGGCGAGACUGUAUAGAAGAGGGCAGCGUUGAUGGUCCACCACCAGAUAUCGUGAUGUCAUCAGUGGAACUGGUGAUCGAACCUGAUGGUGAGAGAAGGGUCGUCGAAGUGACUAGGUUGCCUGGACAGAAUACUGUGGGCAUGGUGGCCUGGCGUUUGACCCUUUUCACUCCGGAGUGCCCUGAGGGACGCGACAUUAUCCUCAUAGCUAACGAUCUGACCCACUAUAUGGGGUCGUUUGGACCCCAAGAAGACUGGGUCUACUACAAAGCUUCGCAGUAUGCUAGGGAGCUGAAGAUACCUAGAAUCUACGUGAGCGUAAACUCAGGCGCUCGUAUCGGUGUUGCGGAAGAAGUGAAAUCCGACUUCAACGUGGCGUGGUUGGACUCUGAGCGCCCCGAACGCGGAUUCAAAUACCUGUACCUCACGCCGGAGUCGUUCUCGCGACUCGGGCCGCUGGGCUCUGUUAAGACGCAGCUCAUAGACGACGAGGGGGAGGCGAGGUACAGGAUCACCGAUAUCAUUGGCAAAGAAGACGGUCUAGGUGUGGAAUGUCUGCGUGACGCUGGUCUCAUCGCAGGGGAGACAGCACAAGCUUACGAAGAUAUCGUCACGAUCUCCAUUGUCACCUGCAGGGCCAUCGGGAUUGGCUCCUACGUCGUCAGACUGGGCCAUCGUGUGAUCCAAGUUGAAUCUUCCUACAUCAUCCUGACUGGAUACGCCGCUCUCAACAAAGUGCUGGGCCGCGCCGUCUACGCCAGUAACAACCAAUUGGGCGGUGUACAGGUGAUGCAUCACAAUGGAGUCUCCCACGCGGUAGCCCCAUCAGAUUUGGACGCUGUCAGGACCGCAGUCAGGUGGCUGUCAUUUGUGCCCAAGGACAAACUGAGCAUAGUCCCGAUAAUGCGUCCCGGCGACCCCGUGGACCGCGGCGUGGAGUGGGUCCCGCCGCGCGCGGCCCACGAUCCGCGGCUCAUGCUUGCCGGCGACUCCGCCCGCGCCGGCUUCUUCGACGUCGGCACUUUCGACGAGAUCAUGAGGCCUUGGGCGCAGACCGUCAUCACUGGCCGCGCCCGCCUCGGCGGUAUCCCAGUGGGCGUGGUGGCCGUGGAGACCAGGACGGUGGAGCUGACGCUGCCGGCCGACCCCGCCAACCUCGACUCUGAGGCCAAGACCCUGCAGCAAGCUGGACAGGUAUGGUUCCCGGACUCCGCGUACAAAACCUCGCAAGCCAUCAACGACUUCUCCAGAGAAGGCCUGCCCAUCAUUAUCUUCGCCAACUGGCGGGGGUUCAGCGGGGGCCAGAAGGACAUGUACGAGCAAAUCCUGAAAUUCGGCGCCGAGAUCGUGCGCGCGCUGCGCGCGGCGGCCGCGCCCGUGCUGGUGUACGUGCCGCCCGGCGCGGAGCUGCGCGGCGGCGCGUGGGCGGUCGUCGACCCCAGCGUCAACAGGAACCGCAUGGAGAUGUAUGCUGACCCCGACGCCAGAGGCGGAGUGCUGGAAGCUGAGGGUAUAGUGGAGGUGAAGUAUAAACAGAGGGACAUACUGAAGACCAUGCAUCGGUUGGACCCAGAACUACUGCGACUGAGUGCCAGGGUGCAAGAAAUAAAGGAGCAAAUCAAGGAAUUUUCCAAACAGUUGGACCGCCGAGGCUCAAUAGACGACGUCCUUGUUAAAACGGACGCCGGCAAAGCGGCGGAAAGCCGAGUACGGGAGCUGGACACGGAACUGUCAUCUCUGGAGAAAUCCGUAAAAGCUCGUGAAAAAGAACUAAGCCCUAUAUACCACGAAGUAGCAGUGCAGUUUGCCGAGCUACACGACACCGCCGAGAGAAUGCUUGAAAAGGGCUGCAUAUUUGACAUAAUCCCGUGGCGCGAUUCCCGCCGGUUACUAUUCUGGCGUCUGCGACGAUUGCUGCGUCAGAACUCGCAGGAGAAGCGGGUGCAGGCGGCGGUGGGGGCCGCGGGGGGCAUGGACCACGGGGCCGCGGCGGCAACGCUCAGGAGGUGGUUCACUGAGGACCUGGGAGAGACUUUAUCCCACCAAUGGGAGCACAACAACGAAGCGGUGUGCAAAUGGCUGGAGGCCCAGGUGGGAGACGAGAACUCUGUGUUGGAGAGGAAUCUGAAGGCGAUCAGACAAGACGCCGUGCUGCAAACAGUCAACGGCUUGGUCAUGGAGCUGACGCCAUCCCAAAGAUCAGAAUUUAUACGCAAUUUAUCGUCCCUAGAUAUAGAGUGAACAGUUUAGAUAGAUAAUAGACGAACAAAUAGAGGGAAUCACUCGUAGAUAUGUACAAAUAUAAAAUAUGUUUAUGUCUUUAUCAAUGGCCAAAGAUCGAACAAAUAAUACGCGCAUGGGCAAUGUAAAAGUCAUCGCUUAGAUAUUGUAACUAUACGUGAAAAUGAGUUUUUGACUUUUGAUGGGUUUCGACAUUCUGACAGUUCAAUUGAAAAUUAUCAUUUUCUAAGAAAAUAUUAAUGUCAACAAAUUUUUAGUUACACACAGGUUUUUGAAAUCCAAAUGCGAUAUUGAUUUGCCAAAUAUAAUUGUUACAUUACGUUUAUAUUAUAUUCUGAAUUUUUUGUGCUUUGUUUUCAAAUUAUAGUUAUAAAAAAAUUACUUUUUAUACUUCUAUGUAUAUAUAUAUAUAUAUCACCAUUCACCAUUUUUUAAGUGUGAGGAAACAAAAGAAAAGAUAUAUUUUUCCGAAAACAUUGUAUAUACAAAAUUUUUGUAUUAUUUUGUAGAAGAAUAUAAAUUUUAUCAUGUCUUAUUGUAAUGUUUAUAUCUAAUAAAUAUUAAUAUAUAUAUAUACGGCUUGUUGGAUCUGUCUAUAAAUAUAAACAAAUUUUAAAUUAUGAAAAACAAUGAUUUAUAAUUGGCUCUCAACAUCUCUGGCCAUUUUUAAAGAAUUGCUAUAUCGAAAAUAUAUUUGCAAGCAUGGCAACACUUUUUUUAAAUGGCUACCGAUAUUUAUUAGAAUUUCAAUUUACCACCUUAUAUGAGCUUUCAAAUAGAUUAGAUUUAAACGAAUUUAUAUUUCUGGGUAAUAUACUGUUCUAUUUUUAUCAUCAAGCUACCCUGAAUUGAACUUUAAGCGCAGGUAAUAACGCCUAUUUUUCAUUGGACUUGGGUAGGUUGAGGUCUCGUUGACCGUACUACAAAAAAUGUAUAUAAAAUAGAUUAAUUUAGUCAACGCUGCCAUUUUUUAUAUUAAUUUUUUACUUUGUGGAUUUUGUGAGGAAUUUAUAAAUGGUUUUGACAUUUAAUAUUUUGGUACUAUAUGUAACAUUUUAUAUGCGUGCGCGAUGAAAUAUAUGUUGGAUAAAUUUCGGCCUCGGGAGUUAUUCUAGUCAAAUUAAUGACUAAUUAAAAAUUUUAUAGCAGUUUUUGUAAAAUGGUAUCAAAAUGUUUGAUGUGAGACGAGGGGCGCUAGUGUAGAGUGAGGUCCGAAAUGGAAAACCCAAAGAUUAAUUUGCGCACGCAUUAAAUAUCAAUAUAUUGCGGAUUUUCAAAUCGGCCGUAGCGACUGGACCCCACUCGCUAGUGGCGCCGCGUAGUCGUGAGGUUAUUGUAUCGUAAAUAGAGAAAUAGGCCUGUGGCGUUUUAAUUUUAAUUCACUUUUUUAUGUUAAACGCAAUUAUGUCUUUAUUCCAUUUUAUAUAAUUUGACAUAUAAUUUCAUGCCCUCUUUAUUAUUGUAUGUAAAAAUUAACCAAUUUCAGUUAAUAUAUGUUUUGUCUCUUUUUAACAUUAUCAAAUACAUUAAAGCAAGAUGAGGACAAAACAUAUCCUAACUAAAAUAAUUUACUAUGUGUUGUCGAUGGUAUAUAUAAAGCAUCAUUAGGUUUUUUACUAGAGUUUUUAAAAAUACUGUCAUCCGGCUCGAAGGACCAACAAAUACGAAUAAAUGGAUGACAGCGUCCAGCCGGUUCAAUAUAUAUAUAUAUAUAUAUAUAUAUAUA
Plodia interpunctella (Indianmeal moth) is the source of this 9130-nucleotide messenger RNA. It is a transcript of the gene ACC, whose product is annotated as Acetyl-CoA carboxylase. The transcript is spliced from 53 exons. Gene Ontology annotation, cellular component: mitochondrion. Gene Ontology annotation, molecular function: ATP binding; metal ion binding; acetyl-CoA carboxylase activity. The record is from RefSeq and is a predicted model, not a curated record. The coding region runs from base 304 to 7404 and encodes 2366 amino acids. Lineage: Eukaryota; Metazoa; Arthropoda; Insecta; Lepidoptera; Pyralidae. Gene Ontology annotation, biological process: fatty acid biosynthetic process.